Messenger RNA from Alligator sinensis (Chinese alligator), 6529 nucleotides. Its product is annotated as mucin-5B-like. The transcript is spliced from 48 exons. NCBI's taxonomy places the organism in Eukaryota, Metazoa, Chordata, Crocodylia, Alligatoridae. Gene Ontology annotation, molecular function: protein binding. The record is from RefSeq and is a predicted model, not a curated record. Gene Ontology annotation, cellular component: extracellular matrix. Bases 1 to 6372 code for a protein of 2123 amino acids.
AUGGGAAUAAAUAACAGAAGAGCACUAUGGAUCUUCUUCCUAGUCUGGAGUUGUUGUGAAGGCAAAGCACCACUGAAUAUAGUUCAGCUUCCUGCAGUCAACAAGAGUGAAUGUGCUACCUGGGGCAAUUUCCACUUUCAGACAUUUGACCAGGUUAAAUUCAGUUUUCCUGGAACCUGCUAUUAUGUUUUUGCCUCGCACUGCAAUGAUGGCUACCAGGACUUCAACAUCCAGAUCAAGCGCAGUAAAGGGCAAAGAUCCCCUGUCUGCUUCACAGCCAACAUUGAUGGGGUGCUUCUGGAGGUGAAAGGCUCAGGCAUCAUAGUGAAUGGAAAGGAGAUUCCCCUGCCCUACAAUGUGAAGAACAUUUUGUUUGAAGACACCUGUGCUUACUUCCAAGUCACAUCCAAGCUGGGCCUGACUCUCAAGUGGAACUGGGCUGACACUCUCUUACUGGACUUAGAAGAUACUUACAAAGGGAAAGUUUGUGGUCUGUGUGGGAAUUUUGAUGGCAAUGGGAAGAAUGAUCUCUUUUUGAAGGGUUACAAAAUACACCCACGGCAGUUUGGAAACCUUCACAAAGUAGAAGAGCCAACAGAAAUGUGUCCUGAUGUAGCUGAAGAUGAAGGAACAGAUCAGUUUGACCACAAAUACCAAUGUCGUCAGUAUAAAAAAAAAUGUACGAAAAUCAUGUCCAGUUUUGGGAACUGUCAAAAAAAGGUUGCUUUUAAUGACUACGUAGCAACCUGCGCUGAAGAUAUGUGCAUCUGUACAAAGGAAGCUUCUGAUUCUGGAUCUGAUUCUGAUUUGAGUUUCAGCUGUAUAUGCAGCACUCUUAAUCAAUAUUCUCGUGACUGUGUCCUCAAGGGGGCCAAUCCUGGGAAAUGGAGAACCAAAGAGCUUUGCUACAAAGAGUGUCCAAACAACAUGAAACAUAUGGAAUGUGGAGAUCCUUGUGCUGACACUUGUGCAGACCCAGAGAGGAGUAAGAUUUGUAAAGCCCCAUGUACAGAUGGUUGCUUCUGUCCUGCUGGAACUAUUCUCAAUGACCUCAAAGGCAAAAUAUGUGUCCCCAGAGAGAGAUGUCCAUGCAUGUUUCAAGGCAAAGUCUAUGCAACUGGAGAGACCUACUCUGUUCCUUGCCAAAACUGUACCUGUACUGGAGGCCAAUGGGCUUGUAUAUCUCUUCCCUGUGCUGGAAACUGUAAUAUAGAGGGAGGAUUCCACAUUACUACAUUUGAUAAGAAACAGUACAUUUUUCAUGGAAAUUGCCAUUAUGUCUUAGCUAAGGACACUGAGCGUACCUUUGUGGUGGUUGGAGAGAUUGUUCAGUGUGGGCCAUUCAGUACUAUGUCUUGUUUGAAGAAUUUGUUGAUCCAGUUAGGAAAUACUCAUAUACGACUGUGUUCCUGUGGAAAUGUGUAUGUCAAUAAUCUCAUUGUGAUACUGCCAACAACUAGAGAUAGUAUCACCAUGUUCAGACCUUCCACAUUCUACAUCAACAUCUUGACCUCUGUGGGAGUACAGAUUCAAGUACAAAUGAAACCCAUUAUGCAGCUCUUCAUAAACCUAGAUGACUCAUACCAUAAUCGGACAUCUGGUCUUUGUGGCAAUUUCAAUAACAUCCAGACUGAUGAUUUUCGAACGAUUAGUGGAGUUGUGGAAAAUUCAGCUUCAGCCUUUGGUAACUCAUGGAAGACUAUGGCCAGCUGUCCUGAUAUCAAAGACAGCAUUAAAGACCCAUGUGCUAAUAGUGCAGAUAAAGAAAAGUUUGCAAAGCACUGGUGUACGCUUCUGUCCAAUACAAGCAGUGCAUUUGCUUCCUGUCAUUCUGUUGUAGACCCCUCUUCAUACAUCAAGAACUGCAUAUAUGAUACCUGUAAUGCUGAGAAGAGUGAGGAGGCAAUGUGUGCUGUGUUUUCUACAUACUCCAGAGAUUGUGCUACAAGAGGAGUACCUCUGACAGCGUGGAGGGAGGGUAUCUGUGAUGUCUCUGAUUGUCCUGAAACGAUGGUGUACAGUUAUUCCGUGAAGUUCUGUAACUACUCCUGCCGCUCGCUGAGUGAGCUUGAUCGCCUGUGUAGUGUCAAGAGCAUUCCUAUGGAGGGCUGUGGUUGCCCUGAGGGGACUUACCUAAAUGCAGAUGAGCACUGUGUGCUUCCAGAGAACUGUCCAUGCUACUAUAAAGGCCAAAUCAUUGAAGUGGAGAAAUCCUUCCAAGAGGACGAAAUGAUGUGCAAAUGCAUUCAAGGAAGAUUAGACUGCAUUGGAGAAACCAUGAUAGAUAAAGAGUGCCCUCCUCCUAUGUACUACUUCGACUGCACUUCUGCUGGGCCAGGGACCAUUGGAUCUGAGUGCCAGAAAAGUUGUAAGACACAGGACAUGCAGUGUUAUGUCACAGAAUGUGUCUCUGGCUGCAUAUGUCCUGAUGGGCUUGUAUCUGAUGGCAAAGGGGGCUGUAUUGCUGAAGACCAGUGUCCAUGUGUCCAUGGAGGAAGUUUCCAUAAGCCAGGGGAAACCAUCAUAAUCGGCUGUAACACGUGCACAUGUAACAACAGGCAAUGGAACUGUACAGGUAACAUCUGCCAUGGAGUAUGCACAGUGUAUGGAAAUGGACAUUACUGGACUUUUGAUGAAGAGAAGUAUAAUUUCAUGGGCGACUGUGAUUAUAUUCUAGCUCAGGACUUUUGCCCCAAUAACCCUAAUGAUGGCACCUUCCGAAUUGUAACUCAGAACAAUGCAUGUGGAAAAUCACUGUCCAUCUGUUCCAUGAAGAUCACAUUGAUUCUUGAGAACAGUGAAAUUAGACUCUUGGAGGGGAAAAUUCAGGAGAUAACCACUGAUCUAACAGCUGAAAAGAAUUACAAAGUGGAUCUCCGAGGAAUUUAUAUUGUGAUUGAAACUACCCAGGGAAUGACCUUAAUGUGGGACCAAAAGACCACAGUGAUUGUCCAACUGGCACCAUCUUUCCAGGGCAAGGUCUGUGGUCUUUGUGGAGACUUUGACAGCCGCUCAAUGAAUGACUUUACCACCAGAGGGCAGUCAGUGGAGAUGAAUGUGCAGGAGUUUGGGAAUAGCUGGAAAGUUACUAGUACCUGCACUAAUAUAAAUGUGACUGACCCAUGUGCUGAUCAGCCUUUCAAGUCUAUGCUGGGACAAAAACACUGCAGCAUUAUUAAGAGUGAUAUCUUUAGAACUUGCCACAGUAAGGUUGACCCAAUUCCAUUUUACGAGUCUUGUGUCUUUGACUUUUGUGGCUGCGACAGUGCAGGAGACUGUGAGUGCUUCUGUACGACAGUUGCUGCUUAUUCAAGAAGUUGCAGCAGAGCUGGUGUCUGUAUUGACUGGAGGAGUCCUACCAUUUGUCCUGUGUUCUGUGAUUACUACAAUCCUCCUGACAAACGUGAAUGGUAUUAUAAGCCCUGUGGAGCCACUUGUCUAAAGACCUGCAGAAAUCCACAGGGAAAAUGUGGUAACACCAUGUAUAGUUUGGAAGGCUGUUACCCAGAAUGCAGCCCUGACAAACCAUAUUUUGAUGAGGAACAGAGGGAGUGUGUCUCUCUGCUCAACUGCAUGUCUUGCAACCCUGUAGAAGAAUUGUGUGCAGAAGACAGCAAAGAAUGCCUCUGCUGCUACCAUGAGAAGACCUACACCUUAAAUGCAAAUAUCUACAAUAAAACAGAAUGGGGGAGAUGCAGAACAGCUGUUUGUGGUCCUAAUGGAAAGAUCAUUAGAACAUUCAUCCCUUGUGAAGUACUGCCUACAACACUACCUGCUAUAGAAAUGUCAGCAGGGUCCACACCUACAGGGGUCCAGAAACCAGGCAUUAGUUCUCCAAAGUCACGGAAGUCAGGAACGACUACAGUAAUGCCUCUUACAACAUCAGCACCUGCAAUACCUGUCCCAUGCUUCUGCAAUGUAAAUGGGGAGCUGAUUGCUAUAGGAAGUAACAUAUCUCAGACAACUAAUGCUUCAGAUCAGUGUAUUUACUCCAAAUGUAAUGCAUCAUGCCAGAUUGAACGAAUCCAGGACAAAUGUGUAGGACUAGCGGGAGUGGAAUCCCAUAGCACCUACACACCUCUUUCAACAACUACAGUGUCUACUUCCCAAAUACCUCUUGUGACUGAUUGCUUUGAUCUUCUUCCUCCAAGAAAGUUUAAUGAGUCAUGGACCUUUGGAAAUUGCCAGAUUGCCACUUGCUUGGGAGAAGGAAACAAUAUUAAACUGACCAGUGCGGACUGCCCACUUAGGCAAUCAAAUCUCUGUGUCAAUGGUUUCCCAUUCACAAAAUACUUUGAUGAAACUGGCUGCUGUGAAGUCUUUGAGUGCAAGUGUAUUUGUAGCGGGUGGGCAAAUGAGCAUUAUAUGACCUUCGAUGGAACAUAUUACAAUUUCAAAGGGAAUUGCUCCUAUGUCCUGGUGAAGCCAAUCCAGCCAGAUUCCCCAAACUUCUGGAUUCACUUGGACAACUACUACUGCAGUGAUGUUGAUGGAAACAUUUGUUCAAUGUCACUCUUCAUUUUUUAUAAUGAUUCUGUAGUUCUUCUGACACAAGCAGUAGAGCAUGGAAAAGAAGGCAACCUGAUUCUGUUCAACAGUAAGAAGAUGGUACCAAAUUUCUUCAAGAAUGGUAUCAGGAUAACCAGUUCUGGCCUCUACAUUAUUGUUGAAAUACCUGAAAUAGGACUUUAUGUCUCCUAUAGCUAUAAUGUGUUCUACAUAAAACUCCCUUUCAACACCUUUUAUAACAAUACGGAGGGACAAUGUGGUACAUGCACCAACGAAAACUCAGAUGAUGCUAGGAAGAGGAAUGGUGAGAUUACAGACUUCUUCAGUGAGAUGGCAUCUGAUUGGAGAGUGCCUGAUCAUACCAAGAGACCUUGUGAAUUAAGUAUCCCAGAACCCACUCUGACUGAAAUAGAUCAAGGAGUUUGCCCCCCUUCUGCUCUUUGUGCACUCAUCUGGAAUAUGACAGACUGUCACAACGAAGUUCCUCCCCAAGCUUACUAUGCAGCUUGCCUCAGAGAUGCAUGUUCAGCCGGGGGUCAGAGGACCGAAUGUUACAGCCUUAAGACCUAUGCUGCUUUGUGUGGAUUACAAGGGGUUUGUGUUGACUGGAGAAGGAAAACGAAUGGAGAGUGUGAGGCCAGUUGUUCUGGGGACCAGAUCUACAAGCCAUGUGGGAGAAGAGAAAGAAGAACUUGCUUUAGCAGCGAAACCAUUCCUGGUACCAUUCCCUCACAAAGUAAGGCAAAAGUGUUUGUUGAAGGAUGUUACUGCCCUGAUGGGAAGAUCCUGUUGAGAGAUUCUGAAGCCAUUUGUGUUUCUGUCUGCGCCUGUACUGGACCAGAUAGAUUAGUGAAACAGCCUGGAGAGACCUGGGAACAUGAUUGUCAGUAUUGCACCUGCAAUAAGAAUACCUUGAAGAUUACUUGUUCACAUCGAUCUUGUCCAAAGUCUCCACCAGUGAACUGCACUAUAGAAGGAUUUGUACCCAAACCAAUACCACAUCCAGAUGACCCAUGCUGCACGGAUACAGUGUGUGAAUGUGAUGUGAAGUCUUGUUCUAUCAUCAAAAAGGAAUGUGACGCAGGCUUUCAGCCAGUAGUAGAGAUUUCUGGCUGUUGUCCUAUAUUUUCUUGUAUUCCAAAAGGUGUUUGUGUUCAUGAAGGAGUUGAAUUUAAGCCAGGAGCAGUGGUGCCUAAAACUUCUUGUGAAGACUGUGUAUGUACUGAAAUGCAGGACCCUGCCACACACAUAAAACAAAUUCAGUGCGUUCCAGUGAAAUGUGAAACUGAGUGUCAGCAGGGCUUCCGCUACAUGCAGCAAAAAGGUGUGUGCUGUGGCCAGUGUGUGCAGGUGGCCUGCAUAGGAACUUUUCCAUCUGGCACCGUGACCAUUGAGGUUGGGAAGCACUAUAAACAUCCAGAGGAUAAUUGUACUGAGCAUAUGUGCACAGAGUUAUCAGGCCAGUUUGUCCUGACUAGCACAGUAACAACUUGUGCGGAAUUUGAUCCAUUAGACUGCAUCCCAGGGACUCUUACGACAACUCCAGAUGGAUGUUGUAAGACAUGUAAACCUUUGAAACACGACUGCAAACCUACAUCAAAAACAGAGACAAUUAUUCACAACGAUUGUAAAUCAUCGAGACCCAUUUCAGUGCCUUCCUGUGAAGGGUUCUGCAGUACGUACUCUGUGUACUCCUUUGAUGUCAAUAAAAUGGUUCACAAAUGUACUUGCUGCUAUGAAACAAAGAGCCAUGAAGUAGAGGUGGAACUGAUUUGCUCUGAGAAGAGGAAAAUCAAAUACACAUAUAUUCAUGUGGAUGACUGUGGGUGUGUAGAGGCAAAAUGCCUAGAGAAAAAAGCAUAAACACCCAGUGCUGGAGAAAUAUUGACUUAUUUGUAACACAUCCCUUGUAAGUAGUUAAGAAUAUAGCUGUGAGUGAUUGAUCUCCUUCUAAUGAGUCUUUUUCCCUCCACCUUUGCUUUUGCUUCCAGUAAUAUGUGCAGUUGUGGAAAUUAGUUAA